GGAGGGUGCCGGGCUGCCGUCAAACCGGCGGCCGAGAUGGUGGUGCUGAGCGCUUCGCUGUGGCUCCGCAGCCGCCUCACCGACCGCUUCUGGAGGGUGCAGGAGGUGCUGAAGCAUGCGAGGCAUUUUCGUGGAAGGAAGAACCGCUGCUAUAAGCUGGCUGUAAGAAGUGUUCAGAGAGCUUUCGUGAAGUCUACAAAGGCCAGAAGAGAGAAGAAGAGAUUCUUAAGAGCGCUCUGGAUCACUAGGAUUGAAGCAGCUUCUCUUGAACAUGGUUUAAAAUACCCAGCUUUCAUAAGCAAUCUGCUUAAGUCCCAGGUGGAGCUGAACAGGAAAAUGAUUGCCGAUUUGGCUAUUUAUGAGCCAAAGACAUUCAAAUCCCUAGCUGCCUUAGCCCAGAGGAGGAGACAAGAAGGCUUCCUCGCCGCCCUGGGAGACGGAAAAGAACCAGAGGGGAUAUUUUCACGUAUUGUACACCACUAUUGAUAUUAAAACAGUCUGCAGCUAUGCGUUAUGAAGAGGAACUUGCGUUGCAAAGUCAACUCGUUCGCCGACUGCUGCGAAGUUUGUAGCUGUGGAACAAAAUCCUCUAAGGAUGGUUCCAGAAGGACGGGGUGGGUCCGGACGCGAAGCUCGCGCCUCCGUGACUUUUUCCCCGGCAUCGCGUUGUAAACCGCGGUUUGACGCUGGCAGCGGCAAGUCAGGCCUGUAGAAUUUCCAGCGUUAACGACGUACGUAGCGGGCACACGCUUUCUGUUCUAAUAAAGAUUAAAUUUUUUGUUUGUUUU
Molecule: messenger RNA, 788 nt
Organism: Haliaeetus leucocephalus (bald eagle)
Lineage: Eukaryota; Metazoa; Chordata; Aves; Accipitriformes; Accipitridae
Gene: MRPL20
Product: mitochondrial ribosomal protein L20
Exons: 4
Coding region: 37-486 (149 amino acids)
Biological process (GO): translation; ribosomal large subunit assembly
Cellular component (GO): ribosome
Molecular function (GO): structural constituent of ribosome; rRNA binding
Source: RefSeq, a predicted model, not a curated record